Molecule: messenger RNA, 2802 nt
Organism: Penaeus indicus
Lineage: Eukaryota; Metazoa; Arthropoda; Malacostraca; Decapoda; Penaeidae
Gene: IFT46
Product: intraflagellar transport protein 46 homolog
Exons: 11
Coding region: 364-1557 (397 amino acids)
Biological process (GO): cilium assembly; intraciliary transport
Cellular component (GO): intraciliary transport particle B; centrosome; motile cilium
Source: RefSeq, a predicted model, not a curated record
GCCACGAAGCCUUCAGCGGGAUGUGAACGAAGCGCAUUCCUCCCCGACUUGCCUCCUGCAGACGCUCGCAUGAAUGACAGGACUGGCAGGGAAACAACUGUGGAUAUCACCGCUAUGUUAAGGAAGGAUACAGGAAUCUCCUACAUAUAGGCUGAGUCCAUAGUAAGCUGGGAAUAUGAUGAAGUAACUGACAUAUCAGAGGACAGCCAGUCUCAGGCCAACCCACAGUCUUACCACUUGCAAUAUAAAGUGGCAGACACAAAAACUUUAUUGUCAAACAGAUCAGUUGAAAGCGAAGUAACCUCACUAUCAGGGAGUCUGAAAGAUUUUUCCCUUAAGGAGUCUGAGCCACCAAGCAGCAAGAUGGAUCCUGCUGAGAUUGCUGCCAUGAAUGAAAAUGAUUUUGAGUCAGAAUUAGAAGAAAAGGGUGGUGAGGCCACUCAAUCUGCCUCUCAUGAUGGCCAAUUGGAUCCACCGUCAACUAGUGAUGGAGGUGGUACCUCUGGUGGUGGUGGUGAACAGGAGAGCCAGGAGAAUGGGGAGGAAGGCCAAGUAGAGGAUCUGGAAGAGAAUGACACUGACUAUCUGCCAGGUCCUUCUCAUGCCCCCCCUCCCCCUCACCUUGCUCCUACCUCACCCCACCACCAAGGCCACCCCAUGUUUCAAAUAGGUGACGAAACGGAUGAGGACGGCAAUGCAGAUCCACCUGCCAUCAGUGAAACUGGUGGACCUGGCCCUGGGCAGCCAUUACCUCUGGCUAGGAUGGCCAACAGCCCAGGCAGAGAUGAUGAUGAUGAUGAGGAAGAUGAUGAAGAUGAUGAUGAUGAUGUUCAUGCUCCAGCACCAGAAGGAGCGUAUGACCCAGCAGACUUUGAGCACUUGAAUGUAAGUCCAGAAAUUGAAGACCUAUUUUCAUACAUCACACGCUACACGCCCCAGGCCAUUGAAUUGGAGCAUCGGCUACGGCCUUAUAUCCCUGAUUACAUUCCAGCUGUUGGGGAUAUUGAUGCCUUUAUCAAGAUUCCACCACCAGACGGAAAGCCGACACUGGUUGGUCUGGAAGUGUUGGAUGAACCUAGUGCACGACAGAGUGAUGCCACCGUUUUAGACUUGCAGCUGCGUGCUCUUGCUAAACAUACAACUGCAAAGUCUGUGACUGUGAAAACUGUUGAAAAUGCUGAAAAGAAUACUAAAGUUAUUGAAAAGUGGGUUCGUGAUAUCAGUGAGCUUCACAGAGCCAAGCCUCCGCCAACUGUCCAUUACAGCAAACGGAUGCCAGACAUUGACAGCUUGAUGCAAGAAUGGCCGGGAGAAGUAGAAGACUUGCUUAAGGAAAUAAAUCUACCAACAGCAGCUCUUGACUUGGACUUGCCCUCUUAUGUGGACAUCAUAUGUGCUACUAUGGAUAUCCCUGUAUACAAGAGCCGGAUUCAGUCGCUGCAUGUUCUCUUCACAUUAUACUCUGUCUUCAAGAACUCAGCACACUUUAGACAGUUGGCAGAGGAAAAUUACAUUGAGAAUGAUGAUUCAGAAGCUGAUCGUUUAAUAAUCCAGUAAACCAAGUAUGUUUGCUUUCAUGUCAGUAGUGUCAUGUAAGAAAACAAUUUCUUUUGCCAAAUCUCAUGUGAAUAAUAACCUUUUGAAUAGUUCUUGCACAGGGCAAACUCUAAAACAAAGUUUUUGGAGAACCUAUGUAAUCAUGACUACUCAGAUGCACCAUAUUAAAUUAUACAUUGAAGGCCUUGUAUGCAAGUUAGGUGAUAACUAAACAAACUUUUAUUAGUUUUUGUGUUUCCUCCACCCACACAUAAACUUAAAGGUCUGUGCCAGCCUCUUCAAGCUAAUAUAAAAGCCCCAAACUAUCAGCUUAGAUUUGACAAGUUUCAGCCCUGUCCAUAUUAAAAUAUCCAAAGAUGUCUUUGGACCACAUAUUCACAAACAUGCUAUGGCCAGUGAGAGUGAAUAAGUUGUAUGCCUCAGGGGCACAACUAAGUCAUAUAAAUAUUGACCACUAUGUGUAUUGAAUACACCGUCCAUUAUCAUUUUCUAGCUUGGUCUCUGUAUCUUUCAGAGAAUGAUACCUGUGAGAUUAAUUUUAAUGGAUCACAUUGUACUGACUUUAAGAUAUAAACAAUCAAUAUAAAAAAGGAUUAUUAAUGUGUUAUUCUUCACCCUCUUUUUUAGUAUAAUAAUAAUUAGUGUCCAUGCCCCAGAGAGAUGAUAAUCUAUUCAGUAUAUGUUCAUAUUUAAAAAAUGGGAAAAAAGUGUAAUUUUUGUAGUGAGAACGGGAGAGAUAUUUUCAGUAAUUAUUAGUCCUUCAGUAUAUAUUUGAUCUACUUUAUCUAAAUAUAGAAAAGUUUUGUCAUGCACCAUGUCUAUUAUAAAUUGAUCUACCCUUCUCUUGUUUUCAAAUAUUUCUGUUGAUAAAUGGGUUAGUUUUCAUAUAAACACAUUUAGAAAUAUUUUAAUAAUCUUUCUGCCUAUGAGGAGCGAAGUUUUUGUGUAUGCAUAUGUGUGUGCUUUUGAGUGUGCAUGAGUCUGUGUGUGCAUAUGCAUGUGCUUUUUUGUGUGCAAAUACGUGUGCUUGUGUGUGUGCAUGUGAGUGAGUGAGUGAGUGAGUGAGUGAGUGAGUGAGUGAGUGAGUGAGUGAGUGAGUGAGUGAGUGAGUGAGUGAGUGAGUGAGUGAGUGAGUGAGUGAGUGAGUGAGUGAGUGAGUGAGUGAGUGUGUGUGUGUGUGUGUGUGUGUGUGUGUGUGUGUGUGUGUGUGUGUGUGUGUGUGUGUGUGUGUCUGCAUUUGUGUGU